UUUCAAUAACGUACUCUUAGCUAAAUUUUCUGAGUCUAGCUGCGUUCAGAAGAAGAGUGUGUGUGUGUGUGUGUGUGAGAGAGAGAGAGAGAGAGUUCCCACCAAAGACAAAGACAUGGGUUCAACUGUUGACGGUGCACCACUUCUGGAAGAGGGUCUUCUUGAGGAUGGAAGGAGUGAAGAGUACACAGGAGAUGGAACAGAGGACUUUAGAGGCAGGCCUGUUCUUAAGAAGAAUACUGGCAAUUGGAGGGCUUGUCCUUUUAUCCUAGGUAACGAGUGUUGUGAACGUUUGGCCUUCUUCGGAAUUUCCUCAAAUCUUGUUACCUAUCUCACUACCAAACUGCAUCAAGGAAACGUUUCUGCUGCGAGAAACGUCAGCAUCUGGCAAGGCACUUCUUAUCUCACACCUCUCAUUGGAGCCGUUCUGGGAGAUGGUUACUGGGGUCGAUACUGCACAAUUGCUGUUUUCUCUUUCAUUUAUCUCAUUGGGUUGUGUACCUUGACACUUUCUGCAUCUUUACCAGCAUUGAAGCCUGCUGAAUGUUUGGGUUCUGCAUGCCCUUCAGCUACUCCUGCACAAUAUGCUGUGUUCUACUUUGGUCUGUACGUGAUAGCGCUUGGGGCUGGUGGUGUUAAAACAUGUGUGCCAUCUUUUGGGGCAGAUCAAUUUGAUGAUACUGAUCCCGAGGAAAGAAUUAAGAAGGGGUCGUUUUUCAAUUGGUAUUAUUUUUCUAUCUAUCUAGGUGCCAUAUUGUCAUGCAGCUUAAUCGUUUGGAUUCAAGACAACGCAGGAUGGGGUCUUGGAUUUGGCAUCCCUGCUUUGUUUAUGGGAUUAUCUAUUGUAAGCUUCUUCAUGGGCACACGUCUUUAUAGGUUUCAGAAACCUAGGGGAAGUCCUGUUACAAGAAUUUCCCAGGUUUUGUAUGCGUCUAUCUGGAAGUGUAAUCUGGUUGUCCCUUGGGACAGUAAUCUCCUUUAUGAGUUACCAGAAGAGAGAUAUGCGAUUAGAGGGAGUCGCAAACUGGAGCAUAGUGAAGAUCUAAGGUGUCUUGACAGAGCAGCUAUAGUAUCCGAUUAUGAGAGAAAAAGUGGUGACUACUCUAAUCAAUGGAGACUUUGUACAGUAACACAGGUGGAAGAAUUGAAAACCUUGAUUCAAUUGCUUCCAAUAUGGGCUACUGGGAUAGUUUUUUCUGCUGUUUAUGCUCAGAUGUCAACAUUGUUUGUGGAGCAAGCAAUAAUGAUGGAUACAUAUAUUGGUAACUUCAAAUUACCCCCAGCUUCUCUGUCAACUUUUGAUGUGAUUAGUGUUAUUUUUUGGGUCCCUCUCUAUGACAAGGUAAUUGUUCCAAUCACAAGGAAGUUCACAGGCAAAGAAAGGGGGUUCUCAGAGUUGCAAAGAAUAGGCAUUGGCCUUUGCUUUUCAGUCCUGUGCAUGUUAUCAGCUGCUGUUGUGGAGAUUAGGCGUCUGGACCUUGCAAGAGAGUUUGACCUGGUUGAUGAACCUGUUGUAGUGCCCCUUAGUGUAUUUUGGCAAAUCCCUCAGAACUUCUUCUUAGGGGCAGCUGAAGUAUUAACAUUUGUGGGGCAGCUUGAGUUCUUGUAUGACCAAUCUCCAAGUUCUAUGAAGACUCUUGGUACUGCACUGCCACUUCUGAGUUUUUCAUUGGGAAAUUACUUGAGCUCUUUCAUUCUUACUUCCGUAACUUACUUUACGACACAAGGUGGAAAUCUUGGUUGGAUUCCUGAUAACUUGAACAAAGGUCAUCUUGAUUACUUUUUCUUUCUUUUAGCUGGACUUAGCUUCUUAAAUGUAUUGGCGUACAUUGUUGUUGCCAAAAGGUACAAGCAGAAGAAGGCUUAUUAAGAUUUUUCCAGCAUCUAUUGGGGCGGAAGCAUGUUCUGAUGUACAGUACCCUUCUGUCAUUGUCAUGAUUUUUCUGUAAGUAUAUAUGCUACCAACAAACUAACUUUCUAAAGCAGUACGCUAAUUUUCU
Vigna umbellata (rice bean) is the source of this 2000-nucleotide messenger RNA. Its product is annotated as protein NRT1/ PTR FAMILY 8.3-like. The record is from RefSeq and is a predicted model, not a curated record. Gene Ontology annotation, cellular component: membrane. Gene Ontology annotation, molecular function: transmembrane transporter activity. Lineage: Eukaryota; Viridiplantae; Streptophyta; Magnoliopsida; Fabales; Fabaceae. Gene Ontology annotation, biological process: transmembrane transport; oligopeptide transport.